Messenger RNA from Cyclopterus lumpus (lumpfish), 2287 nucleotides. It is a transcript of the gene frzb, whose product is annotated as frizzled related protein. Gene Ontology annotation, biological process: canonical Wnt signaling pathway; non-canonical Wnt signaling pathway. Gene Ontology annotation, molecular function: Wnt-protein binding. Lineage: Eukaryota; Metazoa; Chordata; Actinopteri; Perciformes; Cyclopteridae. The record is from RefSeq and is a predicted model, not a curated record. The transcript has 8 exons. The coding region runs from base 120 to 1064 and encodes 314 amino acids. Gene Ontology annotation, cellular component: cytoplasm.
GCCUGCAGACCGGACAGGCAGCAGAAAAGCACCAAUCAGCAGGAAGAGCCACGUCCUUAUUUGGAUUUAAGUCCCCGUGAGUGACCGAGAGACUUCACCCCGGAGUGGCUCCAGUGAACAUGCUCUCCCCGGGACUCUGCGUGUCUCUGCUGGCCGUGUCCUGCGCCCUGUGGCCGGCUGCGGUCCGGGCGGCGUCCUGCGAGUCGGUGCGGAUCCCGCUGUGCCGGUCCAUGCCGUGGAACAUGACCAAGAUGCCGAACCACCUCCACCACAGCACGCAGGACAACGCGGUGCUGGCCAUCGAGCAGUACGAAGGGCUGCUGGGAACUGGCUGCAGUCCGGACUUGCUCUUCUUCCUGUGCGCCAUGUACGCUCCCAUCUGCACCAUCGACUUUCAGCACGAGCCCAUCAAACCCUGUAAAGCGGUGUGCGAGCGGGCAAAGUUAGGCUGUGAGCCGGUGAUGAAGCGUUACAACCACAGCUGGCCUGACAGCCUGGCCUGCAGCGAGCUGCCGCUGUACGACCGCGGAGUCUGUAUCUCACCUGAGGCCAUCGUUAAGGCAGAGGGACCAGAUCCAUACCACCAGGACCCAGCCAGGUGUAACCCAGAAUCCAGUCCAGACUUUCCAAUGGACUCCAACAACCUCCACUGCAGAGGAACAAAUGGAGAUCGCUGUAGGUGUAAGAUAGUCAAGAUGGGUUUGAAAAACUACCAGAGGAACAACUACAACUAUGUGAUCAGAGCCAGGGUGAGGGAGGUGAGGAACCGCGGUCUGGAGCCCACAGCGGUGGUGGACGUGAAGGAGGUGCUCAAGUCUUCUCUGGUCAACAUUCCCAAGGAGACGCAGACGCUCUACUACUCUUCCUCCUGCCUGUGUCCUCCUCUGUCUCCUGGGGAGGAGUAUCUCAUUAUGGGCUACGAGAACGAGGAGACGUCCAGGUUGCUCCUGAUUGACGGCUCCAUUGCUCAAAGGUGGAAGGAAAAAAUGGGCAGGAAGAUCAAGAGAUGGGAUCAGAUCCUGCAGGGAAAAGGCCGAGCAGCUCAGCGCCGGGGUCGCCACUGAGAUCUGUCUGUGUUUGUAUGUGUGUGUGUGUGUGUGUGUGUGUGUGUGUGUGUGUGUGUGUGUGUGUGUGGAUAUUGCACUAUAACAGGCUGUUGUAGCUGAAUGUAGUUCAUCUCUUCAUCUAUCAGACUGUUUGGAGUCAGAUUUUUGUCUUUUGUUUUCUUUGCACAAACAUUAGUGUGUGUGUGUGUGUGUACACCUAAAGCACUCAAAGACAAGAGAGGGGGUGGAGCUUUGAAGCUGUAGUACUAAACCCUACGCAAAGCCAUACAUUAUGUACAUGACACUUUUUUGGAACAAGUUUAUUUUCAGUGGUGGCCAUGUUGGCCCCACAGUCCCUCUCCAUGGUCACAGUCUUUAGAUGUUGGCUGCGUUACUAUGGCGAUGUGGCGGAGGACAGUAAAAGCCAUUUGGACCUGGACAUUUUGGACUAUGACAGAUCUGUAACCGUGACCUUAACGUUAGUGAACUCUGCAAAAAAGGAAAGUAUAAUACCACUUUUUUCAGAUGGCAACUAGACCAACUGAAACUACAGCAACCAGGAACAAGGCCAACAGCAACUAGGAACAAGCAACAAGACCAACGGCAACUACAGAAACCAGGAACAAGCAACCAGACCAACGGCAACUACAGCAACCAGGAACAAGGCCAACAGCAACUAGGAACAAGCAACAAGACCAACGGCAACUACAGAAACCAGGAACAAGCAACAAGACCAACCGCAACUACAGCAACCAGGAACAAGCAACAAGACCAACAGCAACUCCAUCAACCAGGGCAGCAGCAGAAUGUGGGCAGAUGGAAAGUUGUCAUGAGUAUUGUUGGAUCCGGUGGCUCCUCUGGUCUCAAUGUGUCAUGAUAACAGAAAACGACGAAUGUCUGUGUUACAAAUUGUUGGACAGGAAAUCUACACUCAGUGGACACUGUAUUAGGUACAGCUAUAUGAUCUAAUGCAAUUAAAUACAACAGCUUAGCCAUACAUUUUACAUUAUUAGGUGCAUUUUUAUGUCCUCCUUUGUUUACAUAUAUGAUGGGGCACAAUAUUACAAACACCUUUGAAUAGCCAAACCUUUGACACCAACAUAUAAUUAAACAGCUCUAUGACGUAAAAAACUGAACAUUAUAGGCAACAUAAAAAUACUUCCUAAAGUGGCCACUGAGUCCAUGUACUUUUGGAAGAGUGGAGUGUGCCAUUGGACUUUUUUUCGAUCAAUUAUUAAGUU